Guyanagaster necrorhizus is the source of this 2015-nucleotide messenger RNA. RefSeq names its product UPF0187-domain-containing protein. The coding region runs from base 322 to 1800 and encodes 492 amino acids. The record is from RefSeq and is a predicted model, not a curated record. NCBI's taxonomy places the organism in Eukaryota, Fungi, Basidiomycota, Agaricomycetes, Agaricales, Physalacriaceae. The transcript is spliced from 13 exons. Gene Ontology annotation, molecular function: chloride channel activity.
AUUAGACUGACCCCGCAGCGCGCAGCCUUUGUGCUUCCCGUGCCUCGGAAAAGAAGCAAAGGAUGACCCUUGUACGUACACUGCCCAAAUAAGGAUGCAUAGCCUUUGUUGGACGAUUCCUUGCCAUGGAAGCCAUCGUGACGAACUCCGCCUCUUUGAAGGGCAUCCAGCUCAAUGACGGGCUCAGUGUCUUUCGCUCACCUCUCACCUUUGUGUUCACUCUGCGAAACGCACGGAUCCGUUAUCAACGCUGCGACCGGUUGUAACCAUCUCCUUUCCGUCAUUGAUCGUAGCAAUUUCAUUUUGUAGUCAGCGAGCGGGAUGGCAGCUGCAGUUCAUCUUGAUCCUGUUCAUCGAGUGGACACGAUUACCCACAAGGGAUUCAGUGUCCCCGAUCCUUUUGCACCCAGACAAUCACCUCGAGGGACUUUCGUGAGCGCUGUGCUCGCCACUGCACUAUUCCGAUGCUGGCACAUUCUGAUAUUCUUCUCUGCAUGGGGAACGCUUAUCACCAUCCUCAAUCACCAGGGCCAUAAACUUUACUUCGCUGCGACGCUCCUCACUGUAGUUGGUACCGUGCUCGGUUUCGUCAUUUCUUACCGUACGACGUCGUCGUUCGAAAGGUACAACGAGGGCCGCCGGCUAUGGUCACAAAUCAUUCUAGCGAGCCGGACGUUUGCUCGAACAGUGUGGUUCCAUAUACCAGAUCCGCCUGCGACGGAAUCUGCUUCUGCAGAGGAGCUUAGGGCACGAACAAUGGUAGAGAAAAAGACCGUCAUCAAUUUACUUGAAGCAUAUGCUGUAGCCAUCAAACAUUAUUUGCGUGGGGAAGACGGCAUCUACUACAAGGAUCUGUACUAUCUUGUCAAAUUCCUUCCUGCCUAUGCGCUCCCUCCAGGCAUUCCCUCACAUCCGGACCAGGCGCAAACAGACGAUGGACAUUCGCUCUCUCCGACGGAUUCUCCCGUACGACCGACAGCCAACGGCAAUCGCCAAUCUUUAGAUCGUCCCUCCGGUGGCAACCUCCUGCAUCACAGAACUUCGGUAUCCUCCGCGUCGGCACAAGCAGGUCUACCCCUACCAGCGACAAGCCCGAUCUCCAGGAAGCCAAUGUUCUUGGAGCCUUGGAGGAGCCCAGAAGCUAAGGGACAUCAUGCGGAGCCGCACAAGGACAAGAUGAUCUUAACCAAGACCGACGAAGCAUACCUACUACCUGCUAGCAUGCCUCCGAAAUACCACUUGUUUGAUCUGUUCCCGUUCUCGUUAUUCAUUCACCUUCUUACCAAGCGGGGUAAAGAAGUUAAAGGCAAGAAGGCAGCUAGGAUAAGGGCCAAGAUGAGGGGCAUAGGCGUCUCGCACAAUCUGCCGCUAGAAAUAUCCCUGUAUCUCAGCUCAUAUAUAUCGGCGCUCCAAAAACGGAAAACGAUGGAUGUACCUACGACAAACGCACUGCUGGCAGCGCUCAAUCAGCUUGUUGACAGUCUCACCGGUCUCGAACGUAUUCUCACGACACCCAUUCCUUUCUCUUACUCCAUUCACCUCUGGGUGGUAACAGUCCUGUAUAAUUUGUGUUUGCCGUUCCAAAUCUGGCAGGCCUUGGGGUGGAUUACUAUUCCAGCCUGUUCGAUACUGAGCUUUAUAUUCUUCGGGUUCCUCGUGGCUGGGGAAGAAAUAGAGAAUCCCUUCGGGUAUGACAAGAACGACCUGAACAUGGAUCAUUUCACUUCGAAUAUCAUCCGUCUGCACCCGUUCUACCAAGUACUUCAUGGGCAUCCGAAGAGGCUAAUUCUACUCUUAUAGGUAAUGAACUCAGGGCCAUUACCUCUGCGGCGGCGCCAGAUCCUGCCCGCUGGGCCUUUGCGCCGGAAAACGAUCUGCUGUUUGCCACGAAUUAUGAUAAGGACGAACGGGUAUCACCGGAGGAGUGGACACGAAGAGGGUCUGCGCAGAUGCAGACUGCUGCGAGCUUUAUCUAACGAAAUUUCCUCUUGGCAUAGUUUUUUUAAAAAUUAUGG